GAUUUUCUGAAGAUGCAACGUUACCACCAUUGGACAAUGUCCACUGAAGAUGCAACGUAACCAUCAUUGCAGCGUCCAGCUUGUAGCCGCCCUGGCUUUGGCAGCGAGCCUGGGGGGGGGGCAAGCGGAACCAGGCGCCGCGGAAUUGGCGAGCCCGCGCACAAGGCCUGCAGCCGAAGUCCUGUGGACCGGAAGGCAGAAACACCGCAGGAGCAUAAACUCAAGCAGUGGCGAGGCGCCUUGGCUUGUCAGUAGGAGACGACGACAACCCCAAGCGAAGCAAAGUGUUAGCUGUCGCUGCAUCCAUCUUGCUGUUCAUCCUCGCGGGCCCCCUGCUCGUCAUCGUGAACAAGAAGAUACUGCGUGACAAUGGCCUGCACCUUCCGGCGUUUGUCUCCGCCAUGGGCAUCCUCUUCACAUCGAUAUUCACGCACUGUGCAGUCGCGUGCGGGUACGUGACAGUGAAAGAUAACGAGCACGGUAUGUGGAGGCUGCUUCCCGUGGGCCUCAGCUCCGCUGGGACUUUCAUGUUCGGAAACAUGGCCUACGUGUACCUAGAUGCUGGGUUUAUACAGAUGCUCAAAGCUGGAACUCCAGCGCUGCUCAUGAUGAUGCUGGCUGCGUUUAAGGUGGAGAAGAUUUCGAUGCAGUCUGGUGGUUUUAUCAUCCUCAUGGUAGUUGGUGGCAUGGUGUCUGCGCAGGCCUCCCCAACACUAAGCAUCCUGGGGCUGGGUAUCAUGCUUCUCUCCGAGAUCUUUGAAGGCGCCCGCUGCGUCGUCACGCAGCUGUUCCUCCAGAAGCUCAACUUCUCUGUGUGGGACGCUGGUUACCACAUGGCCCCACUCACUGCCGCCUGCUGCCUGCUAUUGUCGGCCGCUACCGAAUGGCCAGUUCUCAUCAGGGAUGGCAACUUUCCGUUGUUCACGAGCCAGUUGCCACUCUUGUUUGUCAGCGGCUGCAUCGGCAUCGCUGUGAAUUUCGCCUCGUUCCUUGUUAUAAAAUUAACCUCCAGCCUCUUGACGAAGCUGCUCGUGGCAGCCAGGAACGCUGGGCUCGUAUUGUUUUUCAUCGCGGGCGGGGAGCCAGUAUCACGCACCCAGAUGAUAGGCUACGGGAUAACACUGGUUGCUUUCACGGGCUACUCCGUCGAGAAGGUGUUGGCGGGGCAGCGACUCAAGAAGUUGUCGCCGUCUGGCGAGAAGAGCCCUGUCUAAACGAGUGUAAAGACAUCGAUUUUGUGGCGUGCCUUGCUUCAGAAGCCGCAGACGUGCUUUCUCCAUGAGGCCAACAGUGAGGUUCCUCGUGGCGACGGCAGAAGCCGUACACGCGUGUUUUCCAUGAGACCCAGCGGCGAAGACAUCAUUCGACCAUUUGCCACUGCUUCAAAGGCCGCCCCAGCCGAGGCUUCUUUCUAGAAAAAAGUGU
Molecule: messenger RNA, 1425 nt
Organism: Prorocentrum cordatum
Lineage: Eukaryota; Dinophyceae; Prorocentrales; Prorocentraceae
Source: the annotation of a GenBank genome assembly